GCUUCAACAGGGAAUUGUGUGGCUUGGAGUGGCCGACUACCGAAUUGGGUAAUCGGCCUCCUUCUGGGUGACCGGACGGGCAGCUGCAGGACGAACCAAUCACACUUUUACCCCAACACCCCGCUAUCCAGCCCACCUCAAAGGCAACCGCGAUACAAGAAGGCUCCAGGAGAUCCAAUUCUAGGCGGCCACGUUCCUGCGCCUCAGUCCCAGAUUUAAAACGUUCUCAAUCAAGGAAUUGGAAUUUGACACUCUCUCUUGGCUGUCAGGGUGCGCAAGGCAGAAUCGACCCAAGUCUGACUCCCGCUCUGUACAGCCCAGCUCAGCCUCCAGAUCAUCUCCGACGAUUGCAAAGGCCAUCGACACCUUUCACCCUGCCUGACCGAGCCUGAUAGCAUCCGGCAUUACCAACCAUGGGCGGUGGACCUUAUGAAUUGUACCGCGAGCGUUAUGGUGCCGAGCUUCUCGUCAUGCGGAAAGCCACCAAGAACGACCUCGACGCCAUCACUCGGGUCAUCCAGGCUGGUUUUCCCGACGACCCAGGUUGCAACUACAAGUUUCCAUACCGCGACAAAUACCCGGAGGACUUCUGGAAGUACACACGCCGACAGUAUGAGGAGUACCUAGAGCAGCCAGAAAAGUUCGCCUUCAACGUUGUCACAGUGACCAAUGAGGAGGCAGGACUCGAUGACCUCCCCAUUGCUAUUGGUGUCUGGGAUAUUGCUGUUCACAUCAAGGCCAAAGGCGGAGAUCUCUUCAUUGACGAACGACGGGAUGGUAACCGGGAACACAUGAAGGCAUACGCAGCCGCUAUGGAACGGACAUUUGCGAAAUGCUUUGAGUCGUAUGGGAAAGAGCAACUUCACCUUUGGAUGCUCGUAACGCACCCUGACUUUCGCCAGCGUGGUGCAGGAACCAGACUGUGUGACUGGGGUGUUGAUGAGUCCGCGAGAAGAGGUGGGUGGAUUUUGACUGUUAUGGCCAGUCCAAUGGGCAGGAAGCUUUAUGAGGAACUUGGUUACGUUUUGGUCGGCACCGACACGGCACGAGUGGGUGGAGAAGAAGAGCAUGUUGUUAUUGACGCUUUGGAGAAGCCGUUCUCACAACACACUAUCUAGCACAGCAGAAAUAUCAUGCGUUUCGUCA
Messenger RNA from Podospora pseudocomata, 1146 nucleotides. RefSeq lists its product as uncharacterized. Gene Ontology annotation, molecular function: acyltransferase activity, transferring groups other than amino-acyl groups. Bases 414 to 1118 code for a protein of 234 amino acids. The transcript is spliced from 2 exons. Lineage: Eukaryota; Fungi; Ascomycota; Sordariomycetes; Sordariales; Podosporaceae. The record is from RefSeq and is a predicted model, not a curated record.